GUGCGGCGCGGCGCAUGCGCGCGGGACCUGACGUCGGCUGAUCCAGCGCCUCCUUUGCCUCCGCCGGAGGGAUUCGGGUGGAUUUGGGUGCGCCGUGCCGGCCCAGGGGCACUAGAAGGACGAUUAUUUUGCAAGUGGUGAUGCUUCACUACUGAAUUCUAGCAUUUGAAUUGGGCCUGUGGGUUUUUGGUACUUCCUCCUUCUGCAAAAUAAGUUGAACAGGUAAAAUGGACUUCUCAAAACUACCCAAAAUCCGUGAUGAAGACAGAGAGGCUUUUGUUGGCUAUGUUUAUGGAGUCUCAGGACCUGUGGUCACGGCCUGCAACAUGGCCGGUGCUGCCAUGUACGAGCUGGUACGAGUAGGACACAGUGAACUGGUUGGGGAGAUUAUCCGGCUGGAAGGUGAUCUGGCAACUGUCCAGGUGUAUGAAGAAACAUCUGGUGUCUCUGUAGGAGAUCCUGUGCUCCGUACUGGGAAGCCCCUAUCAGUGGAACUGGGGCCUGGCAUUAUGGGAGCUAUUUUCGAUGGUAUCCAGAGACCUCUCUUGGACAUCAGCACUCUGACCAAAAGUAUCUAUAUCCCUAGAGGUGUCAACGUGUCGGCUUUGAGCCGAGAUAUCAAAUGGGACUUCAUACCUUCCAAAAAUCUGCGGGUUGGCAGCCACAUCACUGGUGGAGAUAUUUAUGGUGUGGUGAAUGAAAACUCCCUGAUCAAACACAAAAUCAUGUUACCCCCACGGAAUAGGGGUACAGUUACAUACAUUGCUCCUCCAGGAAACUAUGACACUUCAGAUGUCGUGUUAGAGCUGGAGUUUGAAGGUGUGAAGGAGAAGUUCACUAUGGUGCAAGUGUGGCCUGUACGUCAAGUCCGUCCUGUUACUGAGAAGUUACCAGCCAAUCAUCCUUUAUUAACUGGCCAACGAGUCCUGGAUGCCCUCUUUCCGUGUGUACAAGGAGGUACAACAGCGAUUCCUGGGGCAUUUGGUUGUGGAAAGACUGUGAUCUCACAGUCUCUUUCAAAGUACUCCAACAGUGAUGUCAUCAUUUACGUAGGCUGUGGAGAACGAGGAAAUGAAAUGUCUGAAGUACUGAGAGAUUUUCCUGAGUUAACAAUGGAAGUUGAUGGCAAGGUAGAAAGUAUCAUGAAGAGAACAGCUCUGGUAGCAAAUACUUCCAACAUGCCUGUGGCUGCCAGAGAAGCCUCCAUCUAUACUGGAAUCACCCUGUCCGAGUAUUUCCGGGAUAUGGGCUACCAUGUCAGUAUGAUGGCAGACUCUACUUCCCGAUGGGCUGAGGCCCUCAGGGAAAUCUCAGGGCGACUGGCUGAAAUGCCAGCUGACAGCGGUUAUCCAGCCUACCUCAGUGCCCGUCUGGCCUCUUUCUAUGAGCGAGCUGGGAGAGUGAAGUGUCUGGGAAAUCCUGAGAGGGAAGGCAGUGUCAGCAUUGUUGGAGCUGUCUCUCCCCCAGGUGGUGACUUCUCUGAUCCUGUCACAUCUGCUACCCUGGGCAUUGUUCAGGUUUUCUGGGGCCUGGAUAAGAAACUGGCCCAGCGCAAGCACUUCCCAUCUGUGAACUGGCUGAUCAGCUACAGUAAGUACACGCGAGCCCUGGAUGAGUACUAUGACAAGCAUUUCACAGAAUUUGUCCCUCUCAGGACCAAGGCCAAAGAGAUCCUACAGGAAGAAGAGGACCUUGCAGAGAUUGUGCAGCUUGUGGGGAAGGCUUCCUUGGCAGAAACAGAUAAAAUUACCUUGGAAGUUGCCAAGCUAAUAAAAGAUGACUUCUUGCAGCAGAAUGGUUACACGCCUUAUGACAGGUUCUGCCCUUUCUAUAAAACAGUGGGAAUGCUUUCCAACAUGAUUGCAUUUUAUGACAUGGCACGCCGUGCCGUAGAAACCACAGCCCAGAGUGACAAUAAGAUCACGUGGUCCAUCAUCCGAGAGAACAUGAGUGAAAUCCUCUACAGACUUACCUCCAUGAAGUUCAAGGACCCUGUCAAAGAUGGUGAAACAAAAAUCAAGGCGGACUAUGCUCAGCUGUUUGAGGAUAUGCAGAAUGCAUUUCGCAGUCUGGAAGACUAGACUUGACCUCUGUGACCACUCCAGUUUGUCCUCUCAGUUCCUCAUCUCAGCUCCUCUGCUUCCCUACCUUACAAGAAUGAUGCAACAGUACUUGAGUUGAUAAAUAAUCCUGUGUUUCCCCUGUUCAUACUCAGAGAGUGUCUUUACAAAAAACAUUCCUCUUAGUUUCUAUUUGGAAUUGCUUUGUGUGUCUGCAGUGGUGAGUGAUGUGUGACUGGGCCUGGCUGAGUGAGGAAAUGCUGUUGUACACUUCUAGGGUGGGAAAAAAUUCAACUUUCGUCUCCCAGCUCUCCUGGUAACCAGUCUUUUUCACCUCGGGUGUAACCAGUUGAGCUGCACUGGCAGAGGUGUAGGUCUUCACGCAGUACAUUGCGAGCUGGCAGUGGGAAGGGCAUUUACACCUGCCACUUUGCUAAGUGACUAUCAGAUGUAGAACUCCCUGUUCUCAAACAGAAUUUUUUACUAUAUUCUGAUGACAUGUUGAUACAACCAAAAGUUCUUCACUACUCUGUCAUUUCUGAGUCUCUCAGCUGAGUCUUUUGGUAUUGAAAUGUGGUAGUUCUGGUCCUCUCCAAGAAGGGACUAACUAGAAGAUGAGCAUAUAGCUCAUGAUGUAUGAGCGACUGAUAUAAUUUUGUACACUGGAGAAAUACAAUUUUAUCUCCCUACUUAAUACGGAUAGAACUGUUGGACUAAAAUCAAAGCCAUAGGUACUCAGCUUCCAGCAGAAUUUUACCUUCUUGGCUCCCAUUUAGCCUGUAAAAUUUCCUGACAGUCAACUGCUUUACUUUGUGAAGCUUGUGACUGCUGCCAUGUACUGCAGGGCAUGGUUGGCAAGGUACAGUGAUUCCACAUGUGCUGAACACAGCGUGGUCCUUCCUUGGUGGUGUUCUGCCAGUGCAGUUGCCCCCAGUGCAAUGCCUAGGUUACACCAAGGAAAAGAAAGCACGUGCUUAGCCGCCUUCCUCCACCUGUGCUCACAUGGCUUGUUGGGUGGUGGCACAGAAGGUCCCCAGUUCUUGUGUAUAGAACAAUGUGAAUGGGGGAAGGUUGAUGAGUACAAAAUGUAUUUAGUCCUGCCUUGUUGGUUACGAUGCAAGAGAAAGCAGUGGCUCUGGUCUUCUGCUCUGUGCUCUGGAAGCACUCUGUCAAGCAGCUGAAACUGCUGUCUCUUAGGCUUUUUUAUUGGUAAAACUAGACUAAGACGAGGAAUGAGCAGAGCACAGCCUUUCUGUCAAACUCCCUGAGCCCAGCACUCAUCCCAUUGCUUCAGAAUGCAAGAGAGAUGCUAGCAUCCUCUCCUGUCUCUCCCUCUUGAUUAUGUCAGGUGGCAUCCUGUGCCCAUCUGGGUUCCAGCUUCCACCUACUGCUUUGUUAGUCCCGAGACAGCACCUGUUGUUGGUGACACUGUGCCUACUUGAGCGUUAAUUCUGCACUGAAGUAUUUCCACAGGCUCCAGCUUUGAACAGUAGUGAUGCAAAGAGAUCUUUUGCUACGGACCAAAUGCUGCCACUUCCAUUAUGGUAUCAACCCACUGUUUGUCAGGGAAGAGCCCAGCUGAAACUUAAAGGGAUUGACUAUUUUUGGUUUUCCCAAGAAGAAACUGCUCCGCCAGCUGAUAUUCUGUUAGUGAAUGCUUAAGUUUACAGCUCACUACAUUUUUGGUGUAUGCUGCUUAUUUUAUCAAUGAGCAUGUGUGAAUGAGUAGCCACCAUCCAAGCUGGGCUCAUCGUUUGUACCCUUCACCACUGUACAAUGUAGCAUUUCAUGCUAGAAACCAGAUGUUCUUAUCUCUUUAAAUAGAGGAUGUUAUAAACUUUACAGAAGAUAUCUAAGAUAAUGCAGUUCUAAUAUUUAUUGUGCUGUACGUGGCCCUCAAGUGUGACCAGUUCAAAGUUUCAUAUAUAUUUUUGUCCUUCUUGUGUCUUGUUUUCAGUGUUGAGAUUCUGAUGUUCACUGUGUCCUGCAAGUCUUCCUUCCACAGCUGUGGAAGGAAUUACAACAUAGGCAGAACCCCACCAUGUACUUUAUCUUGUAUAUUUCAUAACGUAUGUUGCUGGAAAUUGUGUAAAAAAAUAAAUAUUAAAAAAAUUGUUCAAGUCAAUGAAAAUAAAAUUGAUUUAAAUUAGG
Molecule: messenger RNA, 4211 nt
Organism: Catharus ustulatus (Swainson's thrush)
Lineage: Eukaryota; Metazoa; Chordata; Aves; Passeriformes; Turdidae
Gene: ATP6V1A
Product: ATPase H+ transporting V1 subunit A
Exons: 16
Coding region: 228-2081 (617 amino acids)
Biological process (GO): ATP metabolic process; proton transmembrane transport
Cellular component (GO): proton-transporting V-type ATPase, V1 domain; lysosomal membrane
Molecular function (GO): ATP binding; ATP hydrolysis activity; proton-transporting ATPase activity, rotational mechanism
Source: RefSeq, a predicted model, not a curated record